Messenger RNA from Amyelois transitella, 1786 nucleotides. Its product is annotated as clavesin-1. Bases 264 to 1136 code for a protein of 290 amino acids. Lineage: Eukaryota; Metazoa; Arthropoda; Insecta; Lepidoptera; Pyralidae. The record is from RefSeq and is a predicted model, not a curated record. The transcript is spliced from 6 exons. Gene Ontology annotation, cellular component: membrane. Gene Ontology annotation, molecular function: phosphatidylinositol bisphosphate binding.
CAGCUGUCGGACUGCGCGCGCGCACACUCGCUCUCUUGUCAGUCGUCGUACUGUACACUUUUCCUGCCCUUUUUUCUUCGACGAGCGUUUUCAAAGCGCGGGCAAUUCGGGUUAAGACUUUCUUAAUAACAAAAACUCUUUGUUUGUGAAAAAUCUGCAGCGGAUCUCAGUUCGUGGUGGUGUCGUGACUUGUGUAAAAUAUUUGUGUUAAUAGACAUUUAAGUAUUGUUCGCGAAUACAUUGCGAGAUAUAGGAAAAAAAUCAUGAGUGCGGGCGAGUUUAAGAUAGAACGGGGCGCAGAACUGUCGCCGGAAACCAAGGAGAUAGCUGAGAGGGAACUCAGAGAAACUCCGGAGAGGGUCAGGGAAGCCUUGGAAAGACUCAGGGAGCUACUCAAGGAGAACGAUGACCUUUAUUUUUCUGAUGAAGACGAAAUUCUCACAAUUUUCCUGCGCCCCUGCAAGUGGUAUCCAGAGAGCGCUAUAGCACUUAUGCGGCGGGUAGCUGAAUUUAAACUAGAACAUGCAGCACUAUUGGAUGGGCUGAUGCCUGAACAUGAGAAAGAUACAUUUAUAAACCAUAAAAUUGCAAAUGUAUUGAAACACCGGGACCACAAAGGGAGGAGAGUUCUGCUGGUAUCAAGUGGAAGUGCAUGGGAUCCAAAGAAAGUGAGCAUGGACCAAGUGUUCAGACUGUUCUAUAUCAUACAUUUAUGCGCUUUGAUGGAGCCGGAGACCCAAGUCCGAGGCAGCGUUGUCAUUAUGGACUUCAAUAAUAUGGGCUGGGCGCAGGUUAUGGCUCAGUCGCCAGCGGCCUCCAAGCGGAUGCUGACGUUCAUCCAGGACGCCAUGCCGUCCCGACUGAAGGAGGUCCACGUGGUCAAGCAGCCGAUGAUCUUCAACGUCGUUUGGAACAUGUUCAAGCCCUUCGUCAGGGAGAAGCUAAAGAGCAGAAUGUUCUUCCACGGCUCCAAGAUGUCUUCUCUCCACAAGUACAUUCCCCCCAGCCACCUCCCCGCAGACUACGGCGGCCACCUCCCAGCCAUCGACUACGGUGGUGCUGACUGGUACCCGGCCAUUGACGACGCGUUACCCCAUUUGAAGGCCUGGGACACCUUCGGGUUUGCGAAGAAGUAGAGCAUUUAGUUAUAGUUGUAUGCAUAUUGAAGACAAUGUUUACAUUGAGGCUUUCUAUUUAUAUGUCGAGUGCGUAUUAAUGUGCAGCAAUUUUUUGUGCGCAUAUGAUAGGUGAUUGAAAGAUCGAGUUUGCAAUAACUACGAGUAUCAAAGUAAAAGCAACCUGUCUCUGUUUGAUUCUUAAUUCUUUCAUUAAGCCAUAAGCCUAGGGCCCAGUAAGGGAUAUAGAUGUGUAUGUAUCAAGUAAAAGUUAUAUGCCUUAAAUUAUGAGGUAUAUCACUAUUUUGUUAAACUUGGAUUUUUCUGCAGCUUCUUUCGUUCACAUUGUCGUUUAUUACAAUUCGGAAAUACUACGGGAGCCGUCUUCAUAAUGAUAAAUGACUUCGUUUCCCACUACAUAAAGACCCAUUAAUUCUUCUUUGUUUAUGUAUAAUGUUUUUUUCAAGAAGAGGCAGUGAGUAGAAAGGGCUACAGUGUAAUGUAAAUAUUGUCUUUGGUAUGAACAAGUCUUAUUUAAGUGAUUGCCAUGAAGUAUGCAGGAAUCGAGCACUGGUAGUGUUAUAAGCAUAUUAGAGUUCCGUAGCCUAAUUUAAAUCAAAGAACAAUUUUAAGCGGGCUAUACUGUGAACCUGUACCUAUUUGUAUUUAUA